GGGAGCAGGGCUGCCCGCGGCCUCAUCACUGCAGGGCCAGGGGGUUGGGGCGAGUGGGCAGCGGCAGCCGGGCUAAAGGAGCUGCGGCAUUUGCGGGGGAGCGACCUCAAGGGACCCCCGCUGGGUGAGGGUCAGGUGGCCCCGUUGUUGAUGUGGAACAUACGAGCUCUAGGGUGGGGGGGAGUAGGCAUGUCAUGCUUGGGUGUCUCCCUCAGCAUGCACCAAACCUCCCUCUUUCCCAGGCUCUUCGUUGGCAUUUGAGACUUCUUGUGUUUCUGUCUCCUCGAGGCAGGGUCCGGGGGCAGGUGUAAAAGGCAGCCGAAAGGAUAGGGAAUGAAAUGAGAGUGAGGCUGUUGGUCCAGAAGUGACUCGCAGAAUUGGCGUGGAGUGCCUGUCAGGAAGGAGUUCUUGAGAUAAUAAGAAAUAUAGGAGGCCAGACUUCUUUAAGGCCACUCUCAUUCCAGCCCUGUUCAUGGAGGUCUGGCCUUUGGAAAUUAUUUCCUUUGUCCAUUCCAGGUUCUGAUGUCUCUCUGUGGAAAUUCAUUUGGAUGCUGAACCUAGGCUUGUGCAGAAUUUCCCAUCUUAGGGAAUUGGAAUAAGGAAUCAGGGGACUUAGGGGCUAGAACUUCCAGCCACCACUUUUUCGACCUUAGACAGUCAUUCAACUACUAGUUUGUUUUCUUACCCAUAAAAUGGGCACAAGAGCUCCUGGUUUACCUCUCUAAUAGGGUUGCAGUGAAGAUCAAGUAGGAGAAUGUGUGUGAAAAUGCUUUGAAAUCAUAAAGUGCUAUGUGAAUGCUGUUAUUUGUCAAGCAGAAAUUUUUCUAAAAUCCUUCCUAGCCCGGUCAACUAGUGAUGCUGCAAAUAGUGGCUAUAAGUCUUGUCUAAAGAAGCACAGGAUUAGUGGCUCUCAGUUCUGAACCUGGUUUUUCCCACAGUCCAAUUGCUCUGGGCCGUGGGACUAAGGGCCUGUGUGCUCAUUUUCACAGCUCGUCUAACCUUUAGCCCCUUUUGCUUUCUUCUGUUCUUAGUGACGGUAGAAAAUAGUUCAUCCCAGCCUUCUUAUAGUUCCUUUUAUUCUUGAGACUGAGGGGAAGAAGUAAGGUAGUAGUACUCAGCAUUUGGAUGGUGAGGAGCUACUGAGGAUGGAAGGGGGUGGGUGGGAAUGAUGCCUUCAAGGAAGUACCCUCAUACCAUAAUGCUUAAAAUGGCAAUGAGCCUUAGGGAGAGAACCAAGGUGGCAGUCACCUACCUAUUACUGACCUGUUAGGGACCCUUAGAGUAAGAUAUUAGAUACAUUUAUUCCUGAAAGAGAGGAGAUUGGAAAGGAAGCUUUAUAUAUCUGAAGGGUUUCUUUUUUGGAGGAUGGUGACCAGCUUACCUUUAACUCUUCUGAGAUCAAAGCCAAAGAAUGUGGGCUGAGAUUCCAGUAGGAAAGGUAGAGCUUAGAUAUCAGGAAAAACCUACCAGUGCUUGAGAGGUGUUAGAACCUGGAAUAUGGGAAGGAAGCUGACAUAUUUUGAAGGACUUUCUUGAAUCUGUCUGAAUCAGAGAGGAACAAGGUGAACAGAAGGCACUGUGGAAAAGUGGAUGGCUUCUCAGUGGGGGUGGAACAAUUGGGGAAUUUCUGGUACUUGGGAAAAGGUCUAGAACUUAUUCUCUAUAAGCUGUAAUUCUAAUACUGACUCCUACAUAUGUGCCUCUUUUUCCCUUCCACAGUUGCUGCAGAUGACCCUGAGUCUUCUGGCCUCCCCCCCCACUUCCUUCCCUCCCCUGGGUCCCCCACUCUCCAUUUCAUCUGGCUCAUCAUGAAUGGUGCCCCUUCCCCUGAGGAUGGGACUUCCCCUUCUCCUCCCCCUCUGCCACCACCACUUCCACCACCUCCUCCCCCAAGUUGGCGGGAGUUCUGUGAAUCCCAUGCUCGGGCAGCAGCCCUGGACUUUGCCCGGCGCUUCCGCCUCUACUUGGCUUCCCAUCCCCAAUAUGCAGGGCCUGGGGCUGAGGCAGCCUUCUCCCGACGUUUUGCUGAGCUCUUCUUGCAGCACUUUGAGGCAGAGGUGGCCCGGGCCUCAGGUUCCCUUUUAUCGUCUGGGCCGAUCCCCCUGAGUCCCAGUACGGAAAUCCCAUCCCGUGAUCUUUCCCUGGAGAGCUGCAGGAACAGUGGGCCUCUGACUGUGUUGGGUCCUUCUCGAUCCUCUGAAGACCUGGCUGGCCCUCUCCCUUCUUCAAUCUCUUCAUCCUCCUCAAAGCCUAAGCUGAAGAAACGUUUCUCCCUCCGCUCUGUGGGCCGAACAGUACGAGGCUCAGUCCGAGGGAUCUUGCAGUGGCGGGGAGCUGGCGAUCCCCCCUCUCCAGUGGGACGCUUGGAGACCUCUGUCUGUGGGCCACCUGUCCUGGGUGGAAACAGCAACUCCAACUCCUCUGGUGGGGGUGGUAGCACCAAUGUGGGGCCAACUAGCGGUGGGGCAUCCCCUGGGGAAAGAUGGACACACCGCUUUGAGAGGCUGAGACUAAGUAGGGGAGGGGGACCCUUAAAGGAUGGGGCAGGGACAGUGCAAAGGGAGGGGCUACUGAGCUUCAUGGGAACAGAGGAGGCAGCUGUUGGUGGAGAAGGUCGAGGGGGAGGAGGACCUGGAACCUCAUCUGGGGGUGGGGGACCACCGAGGUGGCAGAAGUGUCGCCUGCUGCUUCGGAGUGAGGGGGAAGGAGGAGGAAGUCGACUGGAGUUCUAUAUCCCACCUAAGGCAUCCCGGCCUCGGAUCAACAUCCUGUGUUCUACCAUCACAGAUGUCCGGACAACCACAGCCCUGGAGAUGCCUGACAAGGAGAACACGUUUGUGGUUAAGGUGGAGGGUUCAAUGGAAUACAUCCUGGAGACAGCUGAUGCGCUGAGUAUGAAAGCCUGGGUGUCUGAUCUACAGGAUUGCUUGAGUCCAAGUCUGAUACCCACCCUUGGCACUUCAUUCCCUACCAGGGAGAACACAGACAGCCUGGAUCUAUCCUGCCUCAACCACUCAGAGAGUCUGCCCAGCCAAGAGCUGCCCUUGGGACCUAGUGAGAGCAACGAGCACCUGUCUCAGGGGGCGUAUGGGGGCCUCUCGGAUCGUCCUUCAGCUUCUGUCUCCCCUAGCUCUGCCUCCAUUGCUGCCUCCCAUUUUGAUUCAAUGGAACUACUGCCCCCAGAGUUGCCCCCCCGAAUUCCUAUUGAAGAAGGGCCCCCAGUGGGGACAACUUACCCCCCACCAGCCCCUUACCCUCCUCCGGACACUCCAGACACCACAGGUUCGUUCCUGUUCCAGGGGGAGUCAGAUGGAGGUGAUGGGGACCAUCCCCUUUCAGAGUACCCUUGGUUCCAUGGGACCCUUUCCCGACUCAAAGCUGCCCAGCUAGUGUUGGCAGGGGGUGCUGGCAGCCAUGGUGUCUUCCUGGUACGUCAAAGCGAGACAAGGAGGGGGGAAUAUGUCCUCACAUUCAACUUCCAGGGCAAGGCCAAGCACCUUCGUCUGUCCCUGAAUGAGGAUGGUCAGUGCCGGGUGCAGCACCUCUGGUUCCAGACGGUCUUUGACAUGCUGGAGCAUUUCCGGGUCCACCCCAUUCCCUUGGAGUCUGGGGGCUCCAGCGAUGUCACCCUCGUCAGCUAUGUUGUGGCCUCCCAGAGGCUACAAGAACCGAACAUCUCCCAUGACCCAUCCCAAUCUCCUGACCCUGAUUCGAGGGCAGACUGUGCACACCCUGGGGAAGAGGAGGAGAUGGUGGAGGCAUCAGAAGCUUCAGAGGAAGAGAAGGCAGGCAGUGGAGGGACCCCAGGAGAGCUGGGCCCUGUGGCUGAGCUUGAGGGGUCCUCAGGGCUAGAGGGGCCUGGUGGGGAGGUGGGAGUGGCCCCUUUUGUGCAUUUCUUGCAGUUGCAGCCAGGGAAUGCCGGGGAGGAAGGGGUUCGCUCCAGAGCCAUCAAUAACCAGUACUCCUUCCUAUAAGGAGGAAUACCCCCACACAAUCAAUUCCCCCUUUCUCCCUGGCCCCGUGCCAGGACCCAGGACAGAUCCUCUCAGAGAGGUACAAAUGCUUCCCUUGCCCCUGUUUGUCUCGGGGGUGGGAAUAGUACAGGACAGAGGGACAGAGCCAUUAGUAACUUCCCACAUGACACACUCCAAGCUGCCCCUUUCCCUGGGCAGGGGACUUGGAACCGUUACCUCCUUUUGGGGGUGGGCCAAUUGUGCUCAGCCUCGCCCCCUGUGGGCCAUUUCUCCAGUGCCUCUCACAGCUCUCUGUGAUGUAUUGGGGAGAGGCUGUAUCAGCUACAUUAAGGAUUUUUUUUUUAAGUGAAAUGGAGAAACAAAUAAAAAGGUUUAUCUCA
Molecule: messenger RNA, 4354 nt
Organism: Vombatus ursinus (common wombat)
Lineage: Eukaryota; Metazoa; Chordata; Mammalia; Diprotodontia; Vombatidae
Gene: SH2B1
Product: SH2B adaptor protein 1
Exons: 8
Coding region: 1695-3974 (759 amino acids)
Biological process (GO): intracellular signal transduction
Cellular component (GO): plasma membrane
Molecular function (GO): transmembrane receptor protein tyrosine kinase adaptor activity
Source: RefSeq, a predicted model, not a curated record